CAGGGUCCCGGGACCUGGAAAGGAGGAGUGGAGGAGACUCAGUCCUCCGCGCCCCUGAGCCGCGAGCCGUGGAGCUGGGCCGGCCGGGAUGGUGUAGCCUCCCCGCGCAGCCCCAGCCUGGACCGCGCGGGGCCACUUUCCCAUCCUUCUGGUCCAUCCUCGCUGCAGUGAGACGCCGCGGGCGCCGUGCGGAGUUCCUGGCACUUUCCGGAGGACGCUCUCACCUACUGCCCGGGACUGGGAGUGACUGCGCUCUCCAGGGGACCGGGUUGAGCCGUCACAACCGGACCAUGCGAGCCACCGGGACCCCCGGGGUCACCGCGCGCACGCGCCCCGCAGGAAACCCCACCAAGUCUCCACCGACGCCUCCGACGCCGCCCGGGCUGGUGCUGCUGCUUCUCCUGUCACUGGUAAGCCGCGUCCGGGCACAGCCACCUGACCCCGGCCGGGCCUUGCUGUCCCCGGAUCUCGCGGGGGCUGCAGGGGUCCCCGCCGAAGAAGCCAUAGUGCUGGCGAACCGCGGGCUCCGGGUGCCCUUCGGCCGUGAGGUCUGGCUGGAUCCGUUGCAGGACCUAGUGCUGCAGGUGCAACCGGGGGAUCGGUGCGCGGUGACCGUGCUAGACAACGACGCGCUGGCCCAGCGGCCCGGCCGCCUGCGUCCCAAGCGCUUCCCCUGCGACUUCGGCGCGGGAGAGGUGCGCUACUCGCACCUGGGCGCGCGCAGCCCGUCGCGGGAUCGAGUCCGGCUGCAGCUGCGCUACGACGCGCCGGGAGGGGCGGCCGUGCUCCCCUUGGUGCUGGAGGUGGAGGUGGUCUUCACCCAGCUGGAGGUUGUGACGCGGAACCUGCCCCUGGUCGUGGAGGAGCUGCUGGGGACCAGCAAUGCCCUGGACGCGCGGAGCCUGGAAUUCGCCUACCAGCCCGAGACCGAGGAGUGUCGCGUGGGCAUCCUGUCUGGUUUGGGCGCGCUGCCUCGCUACGGGAAACUCCUUCACUACCCGCAGGUCCCGGGCCCGGCCAGCGAGGGGGACACCCAGGAGCCCCUCCUGAUGGACUGCAAAGCCUUCCAGGAACUGGGCGUGCGCUACCGCCACACCGCCCCCAGUCGUUCUCCGAACAGGGACUGGGUGCCCAUGGUGGUGGAGCUGCGAUCGCGAGGCUCUCCUGUGGGCAGCCCGGCUUUGAAGCGCGAGCACUUCCAAGUGCUGGUGAGAAUCCGAGGAGGGGCUGAGAACACCGCCCCCAAGCCCAGCUUCGUGGCCAUGAUGAUGAUGGAGGUGGACCAGUUUGUCCUGACCGCCCUGACCCCAGACAUGCUGGCCGCCGAGGAUGCGGAGUGUGCCCCAGACUUGCUGAUCUUCAAUCUCACCUCUCCAUUCCAGCCCGGCCAGGGCUUCCUGGUGAGCACUGACGACCGCAGUCUGCCCCUCUCCUCCUUCACUCAGAGGGAUUUGCACCUCCUGAAGAUUGCCUAUCAGCCCCCCUCUGAAGACUCUGACCAGGAGCGUCUCUUUGAACUGGAGCUGGAAGUAGUGGACCCAGAAGGCGCUGCCUCCGAUCCUUUUUCCUUCAUGGUAGUGGUGAAGCCCAUGAACACGCUGGCUCCAGUGGUCACCCGGAACACUGGUCUUAUUCUCUACGAGGGCCAAUCUCGGCCCCUCACUGGCCCUGCAGGCAGUGGACCACAAAACUUGGUCAUCAGUGAUGAAGACGACUUAGAGGCCGUAGAGCUGGAGGUGGUGGCCGGGCUCCGGCAUGGUCACCUUGUCCUUCUGGGUGCCUCCAAUGGCAACUCUGCCCCUAAGACCUUUACUGUAGCUGAGCUAGCAGCCGGCCGAGUGGUCUACCAUCACGAUGACAAAGACGGCUCGCUAAGUGACAACCUCGUGCUCCGAAUGGUGGACGGGGGACGCAGGCACCAGGUACAGUUUCUGUUCCCCAUCACCUUAGUGCCUGUGGAUGACCAGCCCCCAGUCCUCAAUGCCAACACGGGGCUGACGCUGGCAGAGGGCGAAACUGUGCCCAUCCUGCCCCAAGCUCUGAGUGCAACUGACAUGGACUCAGAGGACUCUCUGCUGCUUUUUGUGCUCGAGUCACCCUCCUCCACUGCAGGGCAUCUGCUUCUCCGCCAGACCCAUCUUCCCCAGGGGGAGGAGAUGCUUCUCGGGAGCCCUUGGAGAAAACAGGGAGCAUUCUAUGAGAAAACAGUGACAGAGUGGCAGCAGCAAGACAUAACAGAGGGGAGACUUUUCUACAGGCACGCUGGGCCCCACAGCCCUGGGCCAGUGAUUGACCAGUUCACAUUUCGUGUCCAGGAUAACCACGACCCCCCUAAUAAGUCUGGGCUACAGAGGUUCAUGAUACGCAUUCAUCCCGUAGACCGCCUCCCUCCUGAGCUGGGCAGCGGCUGUCCCCUUCGGAUGGUGGUACAGGAAUCCCAGCUCACACCUCUGAGGAAGAAGUGGCUACGCUAUACGGACCUGGACACGGAUGACCGAGAACUCCGUUACACGGUGACCCAGCCCCCGAUGGACACAGAUGAAAACCACUCACCAGCCCCACUGGGCACCUUGGUCCUGACCGACGAUCCUUCGGUGGUGGUCGCCCAUUUUACCCAAGCGCAGGUCAACCACCAUAAAAUUGCUUACAGGCCUCCAGAUCAGGAGCUGGGAGUGGCAGCCCGAGUGGCCCAGUUUCAAUUCCAGGUGGAGGACCGAGCUGGGAACGUGGCUCCAGGCACCUUCACCUUUUAUCUGCAGCCAGUGGACAACCAGCCACCCGAAAUCCUCAACACUGGCUUCACCGUUCAGGAGAGGGGCCACCACAUCCUGAGUGAGGCUGAGUUGGGCGUGCGUGAUGUGGACACUGAUGUGGCCCACAUCACCUUCACACUCAUACAGGUGCCCAAACAUGGCCACAUGAAGCUGUCUGGACAGGUACUGCAUGUCGGUGGGAUUUUCCACUUGGAGGACAUAAAACAGGGUCGGAUUUCCUACGCCCAUAAUGGGGCUGUGUCUCUGACCGACAGCUGCUCCUUGGAGGUCAGUGACAGACACCACGUGGUGCCCGUCACUCUCAGAGUGAAUGUCCGGCCAAUGGAUGGGGAGGUGCCCAUGCUGAGCCUUCCUGCAGGCAUGCUGGGGUCCUAUCUGGACGUUUUAGAAAACGGGGCUACUGAAAUCACUGCCAGUGUUAUCAGGGGGACCAACGGGGAUGCUGAUGAUUUGAUGUUGACUUUCCUCUUGGAAGAUCCACCCCUAUAUGGAGAAAUCCUGGUCAAUGGAGUUCCAGCAGAGCAGUUUACCCAAAGAGACAUCUUGGAGGGCUCUGUCGUCUAUGCUCACACAAGUGGGGAGAUAGGUCUCUUGCCCAAAGAAGACUCUUUCAACCUGAGUCUGUCGGAUAUGUCUCAAGAAUGGAGAAUAGGCGGUACCACUAUCCAAGGAGUUACCGUGUGGGUGACCAUCCUCCCUGUUGACAGCCAGGCCCCAGAAAUUUCUGUAGGUGAACGGUUUAUUGUGCUGGAAGGCGAUAAAAGCGUUAUAACCUCAAUGCACAUAAGUGCUGAAGACAUCGAUUCUCUCAAUGAUGACAUCUUGUGCACCAUCGUCAUUCAGCCUACCUCGGGUUAUGUGGAGAACAUCUCUCCAGCCCCCGGCUCUGAAAAAUCGAGAGCAGGAAUAGCUAUAAGUGCUUUUACUCUGAAAGAUCUCAGGCAAGGUCAUAUAAACUAUGUCCAGAGUGUCCAUAAAGGAGUAGAACCGGUGGAAGACAGAUUUAUAUUUCGCUGUUCUGAUGGCAUUAACUUUUCAGAGAGACAUUUUUUCCCCAUUGUAAUCAUUCCCACCAAUGAUGAACAGCCAGAAAUAUUCAUCAGGGAAUUUAUGGUGAUGGAAGGCAUGAGUCUGGUGGUUGAUACACCCAUCCUCAAUGCCGCUGAUGCUGAUGUUCCUCCGGAUGACUUAACUUUCACUAUUACCAGGUUUCCCACCCACGGUCACGUCAUGAACCAGCUGAUAAAUGGCACCAUUUUGGUGGAAAGCUUCACCUUGGACCAGAUCAUAGAGAGUUCCAGCAUCAUUUAUGAGCACGAUGACUCUGAGACUCAGGAAGACAGUUUCGUGAUUAAACUCACAGAUGGUAAGCACUCUGUGGAAAAGAUGGUCCUCAUUAUGGUUAUUCCUGUUGAUGACGAGACCCCUAGGAUGGCCAUCAAUAAUGGACUGGAAAUAGAAAUCGGGGAAACCAAAAUUAUCAACAACAGAAUAUUAAUGGCAACUGAUUUAGAUUCUGAAGACAAAUCCUUGGUUUACAUUAUUCGUUAUGGGCCAGGACAUGGCUUAUUACAGAGACAAAAACCUGCAGGUGUCUUUGAAAAUAUCACAUUGGGCAUGAAUUUUACUCAGGAUGAAGUAGACAGAAAUUUGAUUCAGUAUGUCCAUUUUGGGCAAGAGGGCAUUCGGGAUCUAAUUAAAUUUGAUGUGACGGAUGGAAUCAAUGCCCUCAUAGAUCGCUACUUUUAUGUGUCUGUUGGAAGCCUUGACAUUGUCUUCCCCGAUGUGAUAAGUAAAGGAGUGUCCUUGAAAGAAGGCGGUAAGGUCACCCUCACAACAGAUCUACUGAGCACUAGUGACCUGAACAGCCCUGAUGAAAACUUAGUUUUUACCAUCACCAGGGCUCCCAUGAGAGGCCACUUAGAAAGCACAGACCAACCUCGAGUGUCUAUCACAUCUUUCACUCAGCUCCAACUGGCUGGCAACAAAAUCUACUAUAUCCACACAGCUGAUGAUGAGGUAAAGAUGGACAGUUUUGAGUUUCAAGUCACUGAUGGACGUAACCCUGUCUUUCGGACAUUCCGUAUCUCCAUCAGCGAUGUGGACAACAAAAAGCCAGUGGUCACCAUCCAUAACCUGGUUGUCAGUGAAGGUGAAAAGAAGCUGAUUACUCCCUUUGAACUCACCGUGGAAGACAGGGAUACUCCAGACAAACUCUUGAAAUUCACUGUCACCCAGGUGCCUGUUCAUGGUCAACUCCUAUUCAACAAUACCAGACCCGCCCUGGUUUUUACCAAGCAGGACUUGAAUGAAAACUUAAUCAGCUACAGACAUGAUGGUACCGAGUCAAGUGAAGACAGCUUCUCCUUCACAGUGACUGAUGGUUCCCAUACAGAGUUCUAUGUUUUUCCUGAUACAGUUUUUGAAACAAGAAGACCCCAAGUAAUGAAGAUCCGGAUCUUAGCUAUUGACAACAGAGUCCCCCAAAUUGCAGUGAACAAAGGGGCCUCUACACUUCGCACUCUGGCCACAGGCCACUUGGGGUUCAUGAUCACAAGUAAAGUAUUGAAAGCAGAGGACAGAGACAGCUUACAUGUUUCUCUCCAGUUUAUUGUGACGGAGGCCCCUCGACAUGGAUAUCUCCUUAACCUGGGCCAAGGCAACCACAGUGUGACUCAGUUUACACAAGCUGACAUUGAUGAUAUGAAAAUAUGCUAUGUCUUAAGAGAAGGGGCUAAUGCCACAAGUGACAUAUUCCACUUUACGGUUGAAGAUGGGGGUGGAAACAAAUUAACCAAGCAGCAUUUUCGUCUGAACUGGGCAUGGAUCUCCUUUGAAAAGGAAUAUUACUUGAUCAAUGAGGACUCCAAAUUUCUAGAUGUUGUGCUUAAGCGUAGAGGUUAUUUGGGAGAGACUUCCUUUAUAAGUAUUGGCACAAGAGAUGGGACUGCAAAGAAAGACAAGGACUUCAAGGGCAAAGCGCAGAAACAAGUGCAGUUCAACCCAGGCCAGACCCGGGCCACGUGGAGAGUGCGGAUUCUGAGCGACGGGGAGCACGAGCAGUCCGAGACGUUCCAGGUGGUUCUCUCAGAGCCUGUGCUGGCUGCCCUGGAGUUCCCCGCAGUGACCGCAGUGGAGAUCGUAGACCCCGGAGAUGAAUCAACUGUGUUCAUCCCCCAGUCUGAAUACUCCAUCGAAGAGGACGUUGGCGAACUGUUCAUUCCCAUCAGGAGAAGUGGAGAUGUGAGCCAGGAGUUGAUGGUGAUCUGUUAUACGCGGCAAGGAACAGCAAGAGGAACCGUGCCUACGUCUGUGCUCUCCUAUUCUGAUUACAUAUCCCGGCCCGAGGACCACACCAGUAUUAUCCGCUUUGACAAAGAUGAGCGGGAGAGGAUGUGUAGGGUCGUUAUAAUUGAUGACUCCUUGUAUGAAGAGGAAGAAACGUUCCACGUUCUCCUGAGCAUGCCGAUGGGUGGGAGAAUUGGAUCAGAGUUCCCAGGGGCUCAGGUUACAAUCAAACCCGACAAAGACGAUGAACCCGUCUUCUACUUUGGCGACGUCGAGUACUCUGUGGAUGAGAGUGCGGGCUUGGUGGAGGUGCGGGUGUGGAGGGGCGGCACGGACCUGUCCCAGGCUUCCAGUGUCACCGUGACCUCGCAGAAAACAGACCCUCCCUCUGCUGAUGCCGGAACAGACUAUGUGGGAAUCAGCCGUAAUUUAGACUUUGCGCCUGGAGUCAACAUGCAAACCGUUUGUGUUAUCAUUUUGGAUGAUCUCGGACAACCAGUGCUGGAGGGUAUUGAGCAAUUUGAAUUGGUGCUCCGAAUGCCUAUGAAUGCAGCCCUUGGGAACCCCAGCAAAGCCACGGUGACCAUAAAUGAUUCUGUCUCAGAUUUACCUAAGAUGCAAUUCAAAGAACGAGUAUAUACUGGCAAUGAAAAUGAUGGGCAGAUAGUCGCCAUGAUCCACCGGAGUGGGGAUAUCCAAUACCGGUCUUCAGUGAGAUGCUACACGCGACAGGGCUCCGCACAGGUGAUGAUGGACUUUGAAGAGCGCCCCAACACUGACAUCUCCAUCAUCACAUUCCUCCCUGGGGAGAUCGAAAAGCCUUGCAUCCUGGAGCUGAUGGAUGACGUAUUGUAUGAGGAGGUAGAGGAGCUCCGACUGGUUCUUGGCACCCCACAAAGCAACUCUCCUUUUGGAGCUGCAGUUGGGGAACAAAAUGAAACUCUGAUAAGGAUCCGAGACGAUGCUGAUAAGACAAUUAUUAAAUUUGGAGAGACCAAAUUCAGCGUCAGUGAACCCAAAGAACCAGGACAGUCAAUGUUUAUAAAAAUUCCAGUGAUUCGCCAAGGAGACACUUCAAAAGUUUCCAUUGUGAGAGUUCACACCAAGGAUGGCUCGGCCACUUCUGGAGAAGACUAUCACCCUGUGUCCGAAGAAAUUGAGUUUAAGGAGGGAGAAACCCAGCACAUUGUUGAAAUUGAAAUAAUAUUUGAUGGCGUAAGAGAGAUGAGAGAGGCCUUCACUGUCCACCUAAAACCUGAUGAAAAUAUGAUAGCAGAGACACAGGUGACCAAAGCCAUUGUGUAUAUAGAAGAAAUGAACAGCAUGGCCGAUGUCACUUUUCCUUCUGUCCCUCAAGUUGUGUCCUUGCUGAUCUACGAUGACACUUCCAGGGCCAAAGAGAGUGCUGGACCUGUGUCUGGUUAUCCUGUCGUCUGUAUCACAGCUUGCAACCCUAAAUAUUCAGACUACGAAAAAACAGGCUCUCUUUGUGCAAGUGAGAACAUCAAUGACACUUUGACCCGGUACCGAUGGCUGAUCAGCGCUCCCGCGGGCCCCGAUGGCGUGACCAGCCCCAUGAGAGAAGUGGACUUUGACACCUUUUUCACGUCGUCCAAGAUGAUCACUUUAGACUCCAUAUAUUUCCAGCCUGGCUCCAGAGUGCAGUGUGCAGCUCGAGCUGUGAAUGCUGACGGCAGUGAAGGCUUGGAGCUGAUGAGUCCCAUUGUGACCAUUGGCAGAGAAGAAGGUCUUUGCCAGCCCCGAGCGCCUGGGAUAGUGGGAGCAGAGCCCUUCUCAGCUAAACUGCGCUACACGGGCCCCGAGGACCCAGAAUACACGAACCUCAUCAAACUCACUGUCACAAUGCCCCACAUAGACGGCAUGCUCCCCAUAAUCUCUACCAAAGAGCUUUCCAACUUUGAGCUCACACUCAGCCCUGAUGGCACCCGUGUUGGAAACCACAAGUGCUCCAACCUCUUGGAUUACACCGAAGUAAAGACCCACUAUGGUUUCUUGACUGAUGCUACCAAAAAUCCAGAAAUAAUUGGAGAGACAUAUCCUUACCAGUACAGCUCGUCUAUCAGAGGUUCCAAUACCUUACGCUUCUACCGAAACCUGAACCUGGAGGCCUGCUUAUGGGAGUUUGUUAGCUACUACGACAUGUCCGAGCUACUCACUGACUGUGGCGGGACCAUUGGAACCGAUGGACAGGUCCUAAACCUAGUGCAGUCCUAUGUGACUCUUCGGGUCCCUCUGUAUGUCUCCUACGUGUUCCACUCCCCCGUUGGGGUUGGAGGCUGGCAGCAUUUUGACUUGAAGUCCGAACUCCGUCUGACAUUCGUGUAUGACACUGCCAUCUUGUGGACCGACGGAAUUGGCAGCCCCCCAGAAGCUGAACUCCAAGGUUCUCUCUACCCAACCAGCAUGCGCAUCGGUGAAGAGGGGCGUUUGGUUGUGAACUUCAAGACGGAGGCUCAGUUCCAUGGCUUGUUUGUGCUGUCACAUCCUGCAUCCUUCACAAGCUCAAUGAUCGUGUCAGUAGAUCAUCCAGGUCUAACGUUUUCCCUGCGUCUCAUAAGAAGUGAACCAACCUAUAACCAGCCAGUCCAGCAGUGGAGCUUCAUAUCUGACUUUGCAGUCCGUGACUACUCGGGGACCUACACAGUAAAACUGCUGCCAUGCACCACUCCAUCCCAUCAGGAAUACCGCCUGCCUGUCACCUGCAACCCCAGAGAGCCUAUCACUUUUGACCUUGACAUCCGCUUCCAACAGGUCAGUGACCCAGUGGCGGCUGAGUUUAGCUUGAACACCCAGAUGUACCUCCUCUCCAAGAAGAGCCUCUGGUUGUCUGAUGGAUCCAUGGGAUUUGGGCAGGAGAGCGACGUUGCCUUCGCAGAAGGUGACAUCAUUUAUGGUCGGGUCAUGGUGGAUCCAGUGCAGAAUCUAGGUGAUUCCUUUUACUGCAGCAUCGAGAAGGUGUUUCUGUGCACCGGGGCCGACGGCUACGUUCCCAAGUACAAUCCAACGAAUGCAGAAUACGGCUGCUUGGCUGAUUCGCCUUCACUCUUAUAUAGAUUUAAAAUUGUGGACAAAGCUCAACCAGAGACACAAGCCACCAGCUUUGGAAACGUCCUGUUUAAUGCCAGACUGGCGGUGGAUGACCCUGAAGCUAUCCUCUUAGUGAAUCAGCCUGGAUCUGAUGGAUUUAAAGUCGACUCAACACCACUCUUUCAGGUCGCUCUGGGUCGAGAAUGGUAUAUACACACCAUCUACACAGUAAGAUCGAAAGACAACGCCAAUCGAGGCAUUGGCAAACGCAGCGUGGAGUACCUGUCCCACUCUCUGCUGAGUCAAGGGAAGCCCCAGGCAGCUACCAAGAGCCGGAAGAAGAGGGAGAUCAGAAGCAGCCCUCCGCUGGCGUGGGAAAUCGGGGCUGAGAACAACCGGGGAACAAACAUCCAGCACAUCGCCCUGGACCGCAGCAGCAGGAAGCAGAUCCUUCACGGGAGGGUCUCCCCUGACGGCGUCCUCCCCCGGGAGCUCGACAGUCCCAGCUCUGAGGUCAGCCUGCUCACGGUGGUGGGGGGCGUCGCGGUGGGACUCCUGGCCGUCCUCCUCACUGCCAUCGCGGUGAUGAUGCACCAGCGCAAGAAGGGUGCCAGGAGGAAGGACUCGCCCAAGGACCCCGGCAGCCGUGAGCCCAUGAUGCCCUCCGUGAGCCCCCACAGCGACAGCUCGGAGGUUUGACGGCCGCAGGGGAAACCCAGCCUUUUCCUCCAGUGCCCAGAAAAAGACAAUCGAAACCCAGUGCUUCUGUCGCCGGCAGAGAAUUGGGGACUUCUGUGACAAAGCUGCUCAGAGGACCUGACUGUACUAGUGAACGUUCUCAUUCUGUCUACUCGUUCAGGCAUCAGAGGACACAUUCAGAUGUAGACCACAUCUUUCCUCUUGCCUAGAAGGCAUCAAGUAUAUAUCCAGUGGCACACAGAGCCAUGGUAGACAGCGACGAAUGUACUCACCUUAGGCAUUUUCUCUACGCAGUGGAGAUGAACCUGGUGCUCACAGACUCCUUCAGAAACUUAACAGGAGUCUCCUGUUGCUAUGUUGGUGUGAAUCUUGAAGGUGCAAUUAUCACACUGCUUAUUCAUUAUAUAACAUUUUAGUACUCAAAAGGUUUCCAUUAGUAGUCUUGAAGAAUGAUAAACACACUGUUUAUUGUGACAAGUUUUCUAAUAGGCGAAGACAGCAUGGAAUUACGACCAAGGGUAGCUCAACCCACAAAUCACCUCUUUUUCCUACUUGAGAGGGAGUGGAAGGAAAGAUAGAGGGCAAGUAGCUCAGUCUCUUGCAUUUGUCUUGUUCCUCAUCUUCCCUGGAUCCUUCUUGUUUCAUUUGCUUAUUUAAUUUUAAAUUAAACCAAAGAAUAUGUUAAGUCUGGAGAAGAUGGUUGAAGAGAGACUACUCUGUUUGGGUACAUAGUAAGAAAUAGUAGAGUUCUUGCAUGAUAAUAUACCUUAUUGGUGCUCAUUUGUGGGACAUGAGAAGGAUGCUGACAGUUUGAUGAUGAAGAAAUGCCAUAGAGUUAGAUCCCCAUUUACAAGACAAUGUUCUCGAAGAACUGAGCCUAGAUGUUUGCAGUAUUGAACCCAUAAAUGAUAAGGAGAAAUGUCAUUAUGAUGGUGAAGGGAGAAAAGUGGUAUUUAUUAAUAUAAUAUGUUUAACCAAAGUGCCUCUUACAUAUACUUUAUAUAGAAUAAAAGAACAUUUUGACGAUGACACAUGAGGUUAACCCUCACAGUAGCAUUACACAAUGAGGUCCAAAACUUAAAUUGUCCAGAAGACAUUUUAUUAGCUUUCUAAUCAGCACCUGGUCCAAACGAUGGGAAUCCCUUCAACCGUCAUUCCAGAGAUCAUCUUAGAGAUGGCCAGCAUCACUGAUCAUAUUCUUCUUCUUCUUCUUUUUUUGUCCAUGCACAAGGCAUGCAAGAUCUUACUUCCCCAACCAAGGAUCGAACCCAUGUCCCCUGCACUGGAGCUCAGAGUUCUAACCACUGGACCACCAGGGAAUCCCCAAUCAUAUUCUUCUUUGAUCAAAGAGGAAAGCUUCAGCUCUCUGACAUCUUCAGUUCAGUGAAAUGACGCGUUGCAGUCCAUCUCAGUAUCUAAAAAUACUGCUUCCAGGGUUAAAAUCCAAGGAACUUGAGUGAGUUUGUUUGGAAAGCCUCCCAUUUUCUUUCUGAGAAAUGUACUUUCACCAAAUAGCAGAAUUUUCAGUUGAUAAGAGAAAAUAUAAGUAGUUUAGUGACCAGUCUUCCAAAAUCAAGUGAAAGUAGGUCAGCAGGAAAAGAACCUGACCUAAAGACUCACCCUCAAGUGCUGCCUGGGUUUCCCUCUCAUGCCUAGGCAUAACAUGGCCAACCUGGACAUCCUGGAGAUUUUUAGAAGGUCAAUGGCUCAGUCAGUAAAGAAACCGCCUGCAAUGCAGGAGACGCAAGUUCCAUCCCUGGGUCGGGUAGAUCCCCUGGAGCAGGGCAUGGCAACCCACUUGCCUGGGAAAUCCCAAGGACAGAGGAGCCUGGUGGACUGCAGUCCACGGGCGGUAGGGUCAGACGCGACUAAGUGACUAACACAGUCACAGCGGCCUCUGCAGGUCAUUCAGGCGCUUUCAAGCUGGUGUCUGUGAGCCCCAGUCAUUUCGCUUCUCUGAAAAGAAGUGACGUUGGUGCUGGGAGAGCAGCCAGAAGUAACCAGUGCUUCUCUCUUCUUUGGGGCAGCCCUGAACUUGACAUUCAAAGUCUUUUCAAGAAUAAGGUAGACUGUAGUCUCCUUCCAUUGGGGAAUACAUAAAUGUCACCUACAACUCCAAGGUAGGUGGUCCACGGGAGGACUUCUAUACACAGAAAGUACUGUAUGACCCAGGAGAUCACUUAUCAAAUAAACAUUAAUACUUUCUUUUUUUUUUCAUUAAUACUUUCUUAAUGAUCCCUUUUCCUUUUACUUUGCUUUCUGGUAGAUGCUUAGCGGCUUCUUUGGCUACCUCGUGACUUGCGUAGGAAUGAGCAUUUCUUAAACAACUUUAAAUAGCAUGUGGACUUUUUUUUACUACUUAGUAUUGGAUUCAGUUUUAUGGAAACUGAGAACAACUACUCUCAGUUGACUUUAUAUUAUGUUUAAUUAAGAUGCUCUGAGCCUGACUGUCAUACAACCUUGGGGGUUUCUGUCACUGAGUAUGCUCAGUGAAAUGUCAUUAUAAGAAGCCUAUUGUAAGCCUUUGGGCCAGGCUGGUUUUAUACCAAACUUCUCUCUGCAAUGAGUUGUUCUGAUGAGAUGACUUUGGAUAAAUUGGAGAGCUCACAUAAUAUAGCAAAUGCCCUUUCUAGAAAAAUCUCUUCCUCUCUGCCCAUCUCCUCUAUUUCUUUCCUUUUCUCUUCUUCUUCCUUCUUUCCUCCCCAUGGGGGUGGAGGGAAAAGAGCCUAUGGGAAAUAGGCAGGUAUAGCUUUCUUAAAUAUGAACUACUUGGACUUCUGCAUCAUUUUUUAAUAUCUGUAUACAUAAUAUGUGAUUUAAUCAUUAAUGACGUCUAAUCAUUAAAAACUCUUCAGUGGGGAAAAAAAAGGCAUCAGACAUAUGCUUUGCUGUGAAGUAAGACAGACCCUUGUAGAAUAAUUUCAAUAUUCUAUUUUUAGAGAAUCAUUCUGAUAAAAUAAAUUCCCAUAUAUAUAUAAAAUAAAUACCUAAAAUAAAUUCCCAGUGAGGACAGGGUGUAAGCAGAAAUCGCUCCUUAGAUCUCAGUAGCUUCUGACUCCAAUAAAACAAGGUCCGUUGACAUUGCAUAGGAAACAGAAAACUCAGUAUUAAGCAUUAACUUCUCACCUGGCAUGUGAACCAGGAAGCAUUAAAAUACAUAGGUGUGUUUUAACAGAUGGUUUUAUUUAUUUCAGUUCAUUCCCUCAGUUAAUGUUUACUGAAUGUUCCUCUAGGGUUAGCCCAAGCUACUCUCCUUACCCUGGGGCAGGUUACAAUCAAAUGCGGCUGUUUCUUUGGACGAAAGGAAUCAAGACUUGCGUUUGUUUCGAUCUUGGAUGAAGAAGACUCUAAGCCCAUCUAUGAACUACAAUUUAACAGUCUCUCUCUCGAUUCUAGCAGAAGAGUCAGCUCUUCUCCAUCUAAAGAACCCAACGUGUUAUGGAUCAUUCUGAACGCAGAUCUAACACCAAAUAUUUCAAAUCAGAAAUUUAAUGGAAUUAUCCUUUGCAAAACCACUCAGAGAAAGUAUGUUGCCGAGAUGUCCGUCGCUAAGUCGUGUCUGACUCUUUUGCAACACCAUGGACUGUAGCCCGCCAGGCUCCUCCAUCCAUGGAAUUUCCCAGGCAAGAAUACUGGAGUGGGUUGCCAUUUCCUUCUCCAGGGGAUCUUCCUGACCCAGGGAUUGAACCCCCAUCUCCUGCAUUGGCAGGCAAAUUCUUUACCACUGAGCCACCAGGGAAGCCCCAGCGAUGUGGGAGGCCUGGCAUAUUUUUUCUUCUUCAUGGAAGAUAGGCCCACUUUAUUCCAAGGAUGUGGUGUAACAGCUAAGCUCUACUGGUUCUUAAACAUCAACCCCAUCUCCUAAAGUUGCACAUCGUGAUUCACACAAGCAUCACGAUUUGCAAAUGAUAUGAAGAAAGGUCAACUAGAAAUCUGCUGCCAUUCUACUGCAGAGCGUUUGUGACUAGAGGGUUGACUCUGGGCUCAAUGCCAAGGGAUUCAGUUCUGGAAGCAAUGAAAGAGUCUCUUUAUCAAGUCACCUUACCUCUUAUUAUUUUUCAAGGUACCAACUGCAAAGUGUCAGUCACUCAGUCAUGUCCAACUCUUUGCAACCCCAGGGACUGUAUCCUGCCUGGUGUCCAUGAAAUUCUCCAGGCAAGAAUUCUGGAGUGGAUUGCCACUUCCUUCGCCAGGGGAUCUUCCCAACCCAGGGAUCGAACUGGUGUCUCCUGUGUCUCCUGCAUUGCAGGCAGAUUUUUAACCAUCUGAGCCACCAGUCAACUCACCAACUCCAAAGUCAAUUUUUAAAAUGAAAACAGAACUGCAUAAAAACCACAGAGAGCCCUUCCUCAGACAAUUCGGUGCCAGGGGUUAAAAUAGCCCCAGCCUGAGAAAUGUUAGGGUAACAAUAACAGUGAAAUGUAACGACAUUUAGAUUUUAAGAGUUGGAAAUUUGAUUUCAGCUACUGCUUUGAAAUUAUCUAUUUAGGAUUAACUUAGAAAUCAAUGUUAUACUUUAAUAGGAAAAAAAAUUUUUUUAAGAUGUAAAUAAUUUACAAAUUAGAAUUUACAUAAUUGUACUAAUUUGAAAGCCAGAAUAUUAUGGAUCUUUGAAACUUUCAUUUUUUUUCUAGACAUGAUAGCAAUAAUGAAAGGAUAGAAACAGGUGUCUUCACUGACCAUAUGGCAAAUGAAUAGAAUGCACAUGCUCAACAGUCCAACUUGUCAAGGCUUUAAAAAGUAUAAUUUGGCCAGAAACUAUAAAUACUGUCUUAACACACACACAGAAGCUCACAUGCAUUAAAAAAAAAAAAAAAAUCACACUUC
Molecule: messenger RNA, 14636 nt
Organism: Cervus elaphus (red deer)
Lineage: Eukaryota; Metazoa; Chordata; Mammalia; Artiodactyla; Cervidae
Gene: FREM2
Product: FRAS1 related extracellular matrix 2
Exons: 24
Coding region: 291-9809 (3172 amino acids)
Biological process (GO): cell communication
Cellular component (GO): membrane
Source: RefSeq, a predicted model, not a curated record